GUCCAUCGUCACAGCUGGCUCUGCUUCCUAUUUAUUCAUUCAUUGCACUUUCUCUGUGUUGCGCGGUUUGUUUCUUUGUUUCAGAUCACGUUGCUGGUGCAGUGGAAGAAGAAGAAGAAGAACAAGAAGGAAGAAGAAGAAAAAGAAGAAUAGGAGGGUGAAUUGCUGUAUGUCAGUGUACUGUGCUGAGACCUAUUGGGGUGGCGGAAUCGGUGAGAUAGCGAAUCCUCUGCAAUGGCCACAGCUUCGCAAAAGGCGACGCCACCACUACCGCCGCCGCCGCCGUCCUCUUCUUGCUGUCCCGCCGCCGACUCCGCCGCCAUUCCCCGUGCCGCCGCCCCGCCGCAAGAGUGGAACGCCGCCACCGACGUCCCUCUCAUUCGUCCCGUCGAUUCCUCCACCAAUGCCUCUGCUGCCAAGGGAGUCACUGCAAUGCCAAGGCCCCAGUCCAGCCACCCUUUGGACCCUUUAACUUCUGCUGAAAUAUCAGUGGCCGUGGCAACUGUGAGGGCCGCUGGAGCUACUCCUGAGCUUAGAGAUAGUAUGCGCUUCAUUGAAGUAGUUUUACUGGAGCCCGAUAAAAAUGUUGUUGCACUGGCAGAUGCAUAUUUCUUUCCGCCUUUCCAACCAUCUUUACUUCCCAGAACUAGAGGAGGACCUUUAAUUCCAACUAAACUCCCUCCAAGAUGUGCUAGACUUGUUGUUUACAAUAAGAAAUCUAACUUGACUAGUAUAUGGAUUGUUGAGUUGUCACAAGUACAUGCUGUAACUCGAGGUGGUCAUCACCGAGGAAAAGUAAUUUCAUCACAUGUUGUUCCUGAUGUUCAGCCUCCAAUGGAUGCUGAGGAAUAUGCAGAAUGUGAGGCUGUAGUCAAAAGUUUUCCCCCAUUUAUAGAGGCUAUGAAGAAAAGGGGUAUUGAAGACAUGGACCUUGUAAUGGUCGAUCCCUGGUGUGUUGGUUAUUAUAGUGAAGCAGAUGCUCCUGGGAGAAGACUUGCUAAACCCCUCAUAUUUUGUCAAUCUGAGAGUGACUGCCCCAUGGAAAAUGGCUAUGCUCGCCCAGUUGAGGGCAUCUAUGUUCUUGUUGAUAUGCAAAACAUGGUGGUGAUAGAGUUUGAAGAUCGUAAACUUGUUCCCCUUCCACCAGUUGAUCCCUUGAGGAAUUAUACUCCGGGUGAAACCAGAGGUGGCUCUGAUAGAAGUGACGUAAAACCGUUGCAAAUUAUUCAGCCUGAAGGUCCAAGCUUCCGUGUCAAUGGGUAUUUUGUUGAAUGGCAGAAGUGGAAUUUUCGUAUUGGAUUCACACCCAAAGAAGGUUUGGUUAUAUAUUCUGUUGCAUAUGUUGAUGGUAGUCAUGGGCGAAGGCCUGUUGCUCAUAGGCUGAGUUUUGUGGAGAUGGUUGUUCCGUAUGGAGAUCCCAACGACCCACAUUAUCGGAAAAAUGCUUUUGAUGCUGGGGAAGAUGGCUUGGGAAAAAAUGCACAUUCCCUCAAGAAGGGAUGUGAUUGUUUGGGCUACAUCAAGUAUUUUGAUGCUCACUUCACUAAUUUCACCGGUGGGGUGGAAACAAUUGAAAACUGUGUAUGUUUACAUGAAGAGGAUCACGGAAUUCUCUGGAAGCAUCAAGAUUGGAGAACUGGCUUAGCAGAAGUCCGGAGAUCUAGGAGACUUACUGCCUCUUUCAUGUGUACUGUGGCUAACUAUGAGUAUGGAUUUUUUUGGCACUUUUAUCAGGAUGGAAGGAUUGAAGCUGAAGUCAAGCUUACUGGAAUUCUUAGCCUAGGGGCCUUGCUGCCUGGAGAGUUUAGGAAAUAUGGAACCAUGAUUGCACCUGGUCUAUAUGCACCAGUUCAUCAACACUUUUUUGUUGCUCGUAUGGACAUGUCUGUUGAUUCUAAACCAGGUGAAGCUUUGAAUCAGGUUGUGGAGGUCAAUAUGAAAAUUGAGGAACCAGGUGAGAAUAAUGUUCAUAACAAUGCUUUCUAUGCUGAAGAGACUUUGCUUAGAUCUGAAUUGGAAGCCAUGCGAGAUUGUAAUUCUUUGACCGCUCGACAUUGGAUUGUAAGGAACACUAGAACAUGCAAUAGAACUGGCCAGUUGACGGGAUACAAGCUGGUACCUGGCUCAAACUGCUUACCAUUGGCAGGUUCGGAAGCCAAGUUUUUAAGAAGAGCUGCUUUCUUGAAGCAUAAUUUUUGGGUAACAACAUAUUCACGUAAUGAAAUGUUUCCUGGAGGAGAAUUUCCAAAUCAAAAUCCGCGUGUUGGUGAAGGACUAGCUACAUGGGUUAAGCAGAACCGAUCUUUGGAAGAAACUAAUAUAGUUCUUUGGUAUGUAUUUGGAAUCACACAUGUUCCCCGUUUGGAAGACUGGCCGGUUAUGCCAGUAGAGCACAUUGGUUUUAUGCUCACGCCUCAUGGAUUCUUCAAUUGUUCCCCAGCAGUAGACGUCCCACCUAAUGCAUGUGAAAUGGAUUCUAAAGAUAAUGACAUUAAGGAUAAUGGUUCUUCGAAGCCAAUUCAGAGUGGGUUGACGGCAAAGCUUUAGGAACUUGUCCCACCAAAAGUUUGGGUAAGAGAAACUAAAGUACUAUUUUGGUAUCCUGAAAUAUGAAGUUGAGCACUUUAUAUUUUUAAUCUAGAAUAUUUAUUAAGCUGUGAACUAAAAUUCUGAUCUCGUUUAUUCGGGAAAGCUUGUUGGUAAUGUUCGUUUGAUUUUCUUUGUACUCGAGAAUCUGAUUUCAAAUUUGACUUUAGAUGCUGGUAGUGAAACAGUGAAUCUGACGUUAUUAUUUGGUUCAAAAUAAAUGGUUCGAUACCGGGCUUCAUUUCAGGAUUCAA
Molecule: messenger RNA, 2840 nt
Organism: Vigna radiata var. radiata (mung bean)
Lineage: Eukaryota; Viridiplantae; Streptophyta; Magnoliopsida; Fabales; Fabaceae
Product: copper methylamine oxidase
Exons: 12
Coding region: 235-2547 (770 amino acids)
Biological process (GO): amine metabolic process
Molecular function (GO): quinone binding; copper ion binding; primary methylamine oxidase activity
Source: RefSeq, a predicted model, not a curated record